AUGAUGAUCAGAAAGAAAACAUCUACAACACGUCUUCCUCAGAGCCUCCUGCAACAACUCGACGAGUCUUCAGAUCAUCCGCAGAAAUUCCAUCGUACUCGUUCACUACCUCGCAAAGAGGCGAGGAAGCAAGAACGAACAUCCCAAAAGCAGAAGAAAGUCGCGUACUUUUCACAUUCUCGCAAUGCGCAAAAACGUCCAGCGGAAGAAGAACAUCAAGAGUCCCCACAACGCAAGAAGCCUCGUCAAAACGCUACCCCGGUCAAUACCCCCACUGCCGCUCCAAGUUUCAAGAAGUCGAUAGAGCAAAACUAUGAGGCUUCCAGUACAACUCAAGGUUCGAACAGCAAGCCUCGUCCGGUCGAGAAAAGGCAGAAGGCACAUACUGUCGCUCACCUGAAAGGCCGGAAAGAGGAGGAAGAGGACAAUUACAUCGCGUAUCUAGAGUCGAAGCUCGAUCUCCUUGACUGGGCCGAUUCCGUUGUAACAUCUUCAAAGAACGUCCAGCCUGAACCUGAAGACACCGAUGGUUCAGACGAGGACGGGGACGACUCUGAUAGUGAGAGCUCUGGGAACUACGACGACGGAGAAGAAUGGAAUGGCAUUUCUCGCGACAGUCCGGCGCUAGAGGCGCCACCCAAUAGCAACCCGAUGGAAACUGCGAUCGCAGAACCAGCUCCGACAAGUUCAUACGUUCCUCCACACCUGAGAAAGCCCCAACGACAAGAUGAUGCUAACUCGGGAACGAUCCUGAAAUUAACAAGACAACUGAAAGGUCUUCUGAAUCGAAUGAGCGAGCAAAAUAUCGGGACAAUCAUUACCAGCAUCGAGGAAGUAUACAGAGAACAUCGUCGGAAUGAUGUCACCUCGACUCUGACAACCUUAAUCAUCAACGGCAUCUCUUCACACUCAAUGUUGCUGGACUCUUAUGUCGUUCUAUACGCAACUUUCGUCGCUAGCUUGCACAAAAUCAGCGGAGUCGAAUUUGCCGCCUACAUCGUCCAGUCAACAGUCGCGGCGUACGAAAGACAUUUCCACGACAUGCAGGACGCAAAUCUUCAAACGGAAGAUGGGGCAACGGAAAAGGAUGGGAAGGAAUGCUCUAAUCUACUCGUUCUGAUCGCCGAGCUCUACAACUUCCAAGUUAUUUCAUCUGCACUUGUAUUCGACAUCAUCAAGGAGCUUCUUAAGGCAGAGCUGACUGAGUUUAAAGUUGAAUUGCUGCUCAAGAUUGUGCGGGGUUCAGGCCAACAGCUCAGACAUGACGAUCCGUCGGCCUUGAAGGAUAUAAUCCAAAUUGUGCAAGGCAAGGUGUCGCCAAAAGACGACGGCAUUAGCUCACGGACGCGCUUCAUGGUCGAAACCUUGACUAAUCUCAAGAAUAACAAAUUGAAGAGGAACUCAACUCAAAAUCAAGGCGGAGCUGCUGUGGAGAGAAUGAAAAAGUUCCUUACUGGUCUCAGCAAGACUCGCCAUGUCCUCGCACAUGACCCUCUACGGGUAUCACUUGAGGAUCUUCAUUUGGCAGAAACCAAAGGUAAAUGGUGGCUCGUUGGCGCUGCGUGGGGUGGAGACCCUCUGGUAGACAAGCAAGCGGAGUUUACCAAAGCGAAGGAUGUGGCUCAGGAAGCCGAUGCUAUGCCCGACGACUCUGCCAACCUGCUUAAAUUGGCUCGUGCGCAAGGGAUGAACACCGAAAUCCGUCGUGGAAUAUUCGUUGUUCUGAUGAGUAGUGCUGAUUACACCGACGCAUGCGAAAGACUUGCUCAAUUAAACCUUACCGAAGUGCAACAACGAGAAAUCAUCCGAGUGUUACUUCAUUGUUGUGGAAAUGAGCGUUCUUACAACCCAUAUUAUGCUUUGGUCUACCAACAGCUUUGCCGCACAUCCCAUGCAUACAGGAUCACUCUGCAGUAUAGCUUGUGGGACUUCCUUCGGGACCUUGGCGAGUCGAAUGUUGGCGGAGCCGCUAUCGUCAAGAAUCUUGAAGACGGUGAUGGGUUCGACUUGGAGGAGAUUUCGGAGGUUCGCUUGCGGAACACUGCUCGCGCGUAUGGUUGGUGGAUCGCCAAAGAUUCCGUCAGCCUUACUAUCCUGAAGCCUCUGGACUUCACUGCGCUCAAAUCAACAACACGCAGCUUUCUCAGAGAACUUUUCACCCAGAUCUUGGUCAACAGCCAACGAUCUGCGCCGAUUGUCUCCGAUGUCAGGAAGACGACAUUCACGCGCAACCGUAACGUCGUGGAAGAGAUAUUCAUCAAAACCUCGCGUGUGCAAGGGUUGGCAAUGGGCCUUGUGUACUUCCUUUCCAAUGCGUUCCAAGACAAACUGGAUACGGACGAUGAAUUCAGCAAGUUUCUUCAAUGGGCCGUUGGUGUUGCAACGGAGACAUUGCGUACAGGUGUCGCUAUUGUGCCCACACUAUAA
This is a messenger RNA of Cyclocybe aegerita, 2427 nucleotides long. The record is from the annotation of a GenBank genome assembly. Lineage: Eukaryota; Fungi; Basidiomycota; Agaricomycetes; Agaricales; Hemipholiotaceae.